Hibiscus syriacus is the source of this 898-nucleotide messenger RNA. RefSeq names its product protein NUCLEAR FUSION DEFECTIVE 6, mitochondrial-like. The coding region runs from base 80 to 370 and encodes 96 amino acids. NCBI's taxonomy places the organism in Eukaryota, Viridiplantae, Streptophyta, Magnoliopsida, Malvales, Malvaceae. Gene Ontology annotation, cellular component: mitochondrion. The record is from RefSeq and is a predicted model, not a curated record. The transcript is spliced from 3 exons.
AUCUAAAUGCAAAACCCCUCGAAAGCCUAAACCCUUGUACAAACAAACCCGAAGACCUCCAAAAUCCCCGCCACCAAAAAUGUCCGCCGCCAGGUCCGUCAUCCGUUCCGCGGCCUCGCGAGCUUCCGCGGCAACCAGACUCGCUGGUUCUGCCAAGCCUAUGACGCGACCCGCUUGCUCGCCCUUUCGGAUCUCCAAGCAGAAUCCGUUCCCUGCUCGUAUUUUCAGGUUACCCAUUGAGCUGAGCUGCUGUGUGGAAACGAUGCUGCCGUAUCACACGGCCACUGCUUCAGCUCUGCUGAAUUCCAUGCUUUCUGUUUCUCGCCGGAGACCCGAUUGGACCGCUGAAGGCCAAUACAAGACUAGAUGAAGGACAAGGCACAGAGAGGGAGUGAAUUGUAUUUGUUUUUCUUUUUAAAACUUUUUGGGGCUGCUACUGAAUUUUUCUUCAGUGCAUCAGUUGAUCAUAAUUGUGAAAUGGCAAGAGUUUGAAUGCUAUUCCCUAUAAUUUCAUGGUUUUAGAGCCAUAAGAUGAAAGAUUGUUAAACGUUUUUAAUUAAUAAGCUAAUUGUUCCCGAAAUUACUGUUAACCUUCUGAAAAGUGAACCAUGUUGUUUUUUGAAUGUUUAGACUUGCUUACUCCUUGACGUACUCUGUGGAUGGGAAAGGGAUAAAAGGCUCUCGGUGAUGCAAUUUACUACAACUUUUCAAAGAAAAAAAAUGCAUGAAAUCUAGCACUUCGAGAUGAUAUGGGUUUUGCUUAUGCAUAAUUGAGGAGAUUGUUAUAUGAUGGUUAAUAACUCAUAAGUUUUCCAACUUAACUUGAACUAAACCUUAUUUAUGUUCUUAUUCGUGCCAGUAUAAGUAGGAUAUGAAACCAAUAAUGAUUUGUUGUUUC